Messenger RNA from Drosophila innubila, 6817 nucleotides. It is a transcript of the gene Root, whose product is annotated as rootletin. The transcript has 11 exons. Lineage: Eukaryota; Metazoa; Arthropoda; Insecta; Diptera; Drosophilidae. The record is from RefSeq and is a predicted model, not a curated record. The coding region runs from base 1 to 6183 and encodes 2060 amino acids.
AUGCAAGCGUAUCGCGAUAAUUUCAAGCAGACGCCUUGCCCAUCGGCCGUCGACCUUCCUGGUCCGCCAACAGGAGGAGGAGGAGGUGGAAGAGGAGGAGAAGGAGGCACAAGUUCCCAGCGUCUGCCCUUCUCCCGCAAUCGCGGUGGGCGUGGCGAGUCGUGCAAUAACGCCCACAACGGCUCUGGAGGUGCCAUUACGCCCCGCAUGAUGAGUCCCGCCCCGAUUCCGACUCCGGCUCCGGCACCGCCAAUCGGGGAUUGCUCCGCGAAUGCGCUGCUGCGUCAGAAUCAGGAGUUGCGUCAGCGUCUGGCCGAUGAAUCCCAUAGCUAUCGGCGACGUCUCGACACCUACAAGCAGGCUCAACAUAAUCAGGCCAAUCUCGUCAGUCGUCUGCAGUCCAAGAUCCAGCAGUACCGACAACGUUGCAGCGAUCUCGAGGAUCGCAUGCAUGACACCAUCAAACCAACAACAACAACGACAACAACAGCGACAUCGGUGCCAUGUGUUCCCAAGCUGACAACGGGACCAACAGCUAGCCAAGUGCUGUGCUCCACGUCACUGACCUUAGGCCAGAGCAGUUUGCCGUGCAGUUCCUCGCUGGAUUCUCCACCGCCGAGUUGCAGUCGGGAUUAUCUGCUGGACGAUGGCGGCAACGAGCUGUGCCGCAAGCUGGAGGAGGAGCGCAAUCGUUGCGAGCAGAUUGUGGCCCAGAACAAUGCGUUGCGACAGCAGCUGGAGGAAUCGAAUCGGACCAACGAGGCGUUGACCAAUGACUUGCAGAAGUUGACCAACGAUUGGGCGGGCAUGCGGGAUGAGCUGCUGAUCAAGGAGGAUGAGUUCAAGGAGGAGGAGCAGGCAUUCAAGGAUUACUACAACAGCGAGCACAAUCGACUGCUGAAGAUGUGGCGUGAGGUGGUCGCUGUCAAACGUGCCUUCAAGGAUAUGCAGAGUGCCAUGAAAUCGGAGGUGGCCAAAAUGGGACAGGAAAUCAAUGGCGUCAGCAAGGACAUCAAUUGUUCCAACUCCUCGGUGGCAUACACACUCCAACAGGCCAAAAGAGCUGCCGACGAGGAGCUGAAGCAAACACGACGCAUCAAUGAUGAAUUGCAAUCCCAAUUGGCCACAUUGAAGGUGCAAUAUGAGAGUGCACGGCACGAGAUCAUGGAGCGUGAUCAGCGGCUGUUGGAGCUGAUGAAUCAAUUGAAAAAGCUGGAGGAUCGUUGCGCUCAAGCGGAAUCGCAGGCGGCAUUAGCGAAUCGUUAUAAUGAUGAAAUCGAGAGACUUAACAAUUCCAUGCGAGAGAUUGCCCAAGCGGUUGUUCAAGAUGCCGAGAUCGCUGAUCGUGAGGCAGACGCCGAGGUCAACACGGCCAUGCAGCACAUGCAUCUAUCACGUGACGGAGCAGCUGGAACCGGAGCCGGAGGGGGUGGGGGAGGGGGAGCGAGUACGGGUGGAAAAUCACCGCGACGCAAUUCGACACGCGCCUCGCAAGCCUUUGCCGAGGGCACCAUUUCCGCCGUACAGGCAGCCCUACAUAAAUAUCAAUUAGCCCUGCAUGACAUGCAGGUCAAGUUCCAGCACAGCAGUGAAUCCUUGCGCAACACCAGAACCCAACUGGACACCAGCGAGGGCACCAAACAGCUUCUUACCAACAAAAUGCAGCAGCUAACGGAGAAACUCGAUGCCAGCAAUUCCAAAUUAUCCGAAUUGCUGCAGGAGCGAGAGAGUCUACAGAAAACCCUUGACGAGGUCCGGGUACAAAAACAACAGUCGGAAAUGGGACGUGCCGAUCUCAACAAUGCGUUUGAAAAUCUAAGCGGCGACUUUGAGAAGCUGCAAUUGAACUAUGGAAAAUUGCAAAAACGCAUCGAUUCCAUGGAGGAGGAUAAGAAGGCCGUGGAGUUGGAGAUACAACGCAUACUCAAGGACAAGAACAUAACUGAGCUGAAUCUAAGAUCGGAGGAAGAUCGGAGCAGUCGGUUGAGGGAGGAGACGAUAUCGCUGCGAGAGGAGCUGAAUCGUGUGAGUCUCAAUAGAGAUCUUCUGGAGCAACAACGCAUUGAAUCCGAUAAUUUGAUUGGUUUGCUGGAGAAGCAAAAAUCGGAUCUGGAAUACGAUCUGGAUAAGAUACUGCUGGAGAAGUGUGACUUGCAGGAGAAACACGAGAAGCUAUCGAAUAACAAUUGUUCCACCAGCGAUGAGCUGAAAUCGGUGCAGAAUUGUCUGCAGGAUGUGCAGGAGGAGCGAAAGAAACUCCGAUUGCAAUCCACAGAUCAGGCCAAUGAAAUUGGCGAACUGAAGAAGGAGUUGGCCGUGUUGGAUAAGGCACGUCUCGAACUGGAGACGGACAAUCUCUCCUACAGCGAGAAGCUCAAGUGUCUGCAGCUGGAGAAGGAGAAGAUUCUACAGGAUUUGGCAUGCAUGACGCGGGAGAAAUGCGAUAUACACAAUCAACUGACCGCCACCUGUCGUAAAAAGGAGGCAACUAAUGAGGAACUGAUGCGCACCCGACAGAGAUUGGAACAGACGACGGAGACAAACAGUCGCCUCAAUAGGAACAUUGAGGAUAUGGUCAAGGAUGUGGAGGAGAAGCAGGUGGUCAUUGAUCUGCAUGAGAAGGAUACACAUCGUUUAAAUGAAUUGCUCGCUGCCCUGCGCUCCGAAAAGGAAUCCCUGGAGACGGUGCUUUUUGAUACCAAUACCACCCUGGAGACGGUCGAGGAGAAGCGCAGCCAAUUGGAGCGUGAUCUGCAAGAGGCACUGGUGCGCGAGGAAUCCCUAAAGAAUCAUGUGGCACGACUGCAAAAGGAUCUGGAGAUUUGUCAACGCAAGGCGCAGGAAACCAAGACGCAGUUGCUCAAUGCCGCCCGUGCCGCCGACAGUGAGUUCAAUCAGCGGAUUGCCAGUCUGCAGGCAGCUGCCGAGGAUGCCUCCAAGCGACAUGGCGACGAAGUGCUCCAACUGCGCACGGCACUCGAGAAACGCAUGCAACAGGCUCUGCAGGCACUGCAAACCGCCAAGGAUGAUGAGAUUGAGAAGCUGCAGGAGCGUCUGGCCGCCUUACAGGCACACAUUGAGAGUCUGGUGCAGCAGCAUGAGGAGACGCUCAUCCGGGCCGAGAACGAGAAGCAACAGGCUCUGCUGAUGGCCCAUCGGGAUAAGCAGGCGGUUGCCGAGCGUCUCGAGUCCGUGUCGAGGGAUCUCAAGACCGAACAGGAGGCCCUGGAUCGCAGCAAGCGGGAGGCCAAUGCCAGGGAUGAGAAACAACGCUCGGCAAUUGCCCAGCUCAAGGAUGAGAUUGUCCUCAUGCGCACCAAGGAGGAGGAGCACAAGAUUAAACUGGAGGAGUGCAUCAGGAAGCAGGAGCUGCAGCUGAACAGCAUGCGGGAGGAGAGGGACACUCUCUGUCGACUGAGCGAGGAGUUCAAGAUGGAAAUCCGCCUGAAGGAGGACAAAAUGGAGGGCACCAACAAUGAGCUGCAGGAUGCGCUCCGCAAGACCAAAGAAGGUGAGGGCUACAUCGAGAGUCUGCGCAAGGAGCUGACGGACAGUCGACGUCAGCUGGCGGACAGCAACAUUGAGCGGGACAAGUAUUCGAGCAGCAACAAGGAGCUGCGGGAUCAUGUGAAGCGGGUGGAGAGCGCCAAGCGGGAGCAGGCACGAGCCAUUGAGGAGGCGCUACAGAAGAUUAGCAAUCUGGAGGAGACCAGGAAUACGCUGGAGAAUGAACGCACGCGUCUCAGCACCAUAUUGAAGGAGACAGAGAAUAACUUUACCAAGACAACGCAGGAACUAAAUUCGACCAAGUCCACGUUGCACAAAACCCAAAUGGAGUUCGCCCAGAAGGACGAGGGCGGCAAGGAGCUGCAGACCAAGCUGUCGGCGGAAAUGGAACUGAAGGAGCGGGCCCAACAGGAGCUCUGUCAGAUCAAGAAGCAGCUGUCGGAUCUGGAGGCGAAUCUGUGCGCGACACGUCAGGAACUGGGCAGAGCCAGGUGCCACAACAACCAGGAGGAGCAUCGCUUCCAUGCGCGGGAACAGGAGCUCGCCACACGCAUGGAGGAGGCACGUGGACGUGAGAAGCGACUAGAGGAUCAGAAGCAUAAUCUGGAAGUGUGUCUGGCGGAUGCAACGCAACAGAUCCAGGAGCUCAAGGCACGUCUGGGUGGAGCGGAGGGACGCAUCCGGGCGCUGGAUGAGCAACUGGCCUGUCUGGAGCUGCACAAGCGGGAUGUGGAGCACAAGCUGAGCUCCGUGGUGCACACCUUAAGGAGAAUCGCUGGCAUUCAAGUGGAUGGCAGUGUCAAUCUCUCACAUCGUUUGCUAUCUCCCUCUAGAAGAUUCAGUCCCUCACGCAGUGUGGGAGAUUACGAUACCAGGAGCACAUCCCAAUGCCCGGAUGCAGCCAUCGAUGUGGAUCCCGAUCUGAUAAGAAAGGGCGUGCGCAAUCUGAUGCAUCAAGUGGCCCAUUUGGAACGCGAAAAGGAUGACUACAAAUCCCAAUUGGCUGCGUUUAAGAAACAGCUCCAGGAUGCCGCCGAGCAGCAAUUGAGAUGUGACGCCAAGCUGGGUAAACUCCAGGCCAUGCUGCGUAAUCUGCAAGAGGAGAAGAGCAAUCUGGAAACGGAGCGCAAGAUGAAAAUCAGCGCUUUAAAUGCGCUGGAGGAGAAGCUCAAGCAACGCUCGGAUGAAUGCCAAAUGUUGCGGGAACGUUUGGCCCAAACCGAGAUGCAAUUGGCCGCCACCUCCGAGGAGAAUGGCCAGAACGAGGAGCGCUUGGAGAAAUCGCGACAGCAGUGCGGCAAAUUGGAGCAGGAGAAGCGUCUGCUGCAGGAGGAACUGGCCAAAGUGGAGGGCAGAGCCAGCAAAUUGGAUCUACAACGUGUGGCACUCGAAGGCGACUUGACACGCCUCCAAAUGGCGCUGCAAGAGAAGGACUGCAAUAUCCGGCAGCUGUCGGAGCGUCUGGAGAAUCAAAAUCGCGCCCUCACACAGCUGGAGGAUCGCUGCACCUCGCUCAAGUCCACGGUGGAUCAGCUCAAGGAGCGUCUGCAAAAGUCAGCGGUUAAUGAAACCCAAUUACGUGGCGACAUCAAGACACUGCAAAAGGAGCUCUCCGAGCAGGGACAUUGCUACCAGGCCAACGAGGACAAGCUCAAGCUGCUGCAAAAGACCCUACAAACGGCGGAGAAUGAGAAACGCAUCCUCAACGAACGUCUGGACAGCGCACAGACGAAUCUCAACGAGCUGCGACGCAGUCAGCAGGCCCAACUCGAUGGCAAUCAGCGGCUCCAGGAGCAGGUCACCGAUCUUGAGGUGCAGCGUUCGGCACUCGAGUCCCAGUUGCGUAUACUCAAGUGGAAUCAGGAGAAUGGCGACAAGGGACUCAGCAAUGGCAAUGGCAGUGCUCCGCGGGAGGAGGAGGAGCUCAGUCGUCAGUUGAAAUCGUCUCAGCGGGAGAAAUCGGAACUAAGGAGCAAACUCCAGACACUACAGGACAAGGUGAAGCAGCUGGAGUGCGAUCGCAAGAGCAAAUUCGCUGGUGGUAGUGCCUAUGAUCGUGCCGAGAAAGCCAGCUCCUAUUACAACGGAGCAGGAGGUGGAGGUGGAGGAGGAGGAGGAACUGCUGGUGAUGCUGGAGAAUAUGACUCCAAUCGCUAUGAUAUGGGUGGCAAUGGUGGCUCCUACAGCUGUGGUCUGGAUCACAGCACCAUUGAGCAGGAGACUCGUGAUCUACGCUUGAAGGUGCGUCGCCUGGAAACGCUGCUGGCGGAGAAGGAGUCGGAGCUGGCUCGCUGUAAGGCGCGCAUGCAUGACACCUCCAAAUGCAACGAUGGCCUGGAUGCCGAUCGAUAUCGCAGUGCCCAGAUGCAUGCCGAGAAACUGCUCGAUGCCCGUGAGCAAUCCCACAAGCAGCAGGUCUUGAGACUGGAGAAUCAGAUUUCCAUGCUGAGGGAACAACUCGCCCAGGAGGCUAAAAGACGUCAGCAAUAUGUGUUGCGCAGUUCCAAGGCGAACCGAGAGAUGCAACAUUUGCGCAGCACAUUGGGGGAUUCCCUAAGGAAUGUCUCCCAGCAUCCAGUGGAUGCACAUUUGCUGGAAAGCGAAAGCAGACGCUUGGACUCCGCGGUGUCCAUGAGUCUGCCGCCAUCAACGUGUCGGGACUAUGAUCGUGAUUAGAAAGAGAGAGAUAUAGAGAAAGCAAUCACGUUGUCAUCUGGUAACUUGAUCCCGCCAAGACGUUAACUUUAACUGCCAGCGUAGUUACAAAACCAAGUGCAUUUAUUUUGAGGCAAAACAUUUUAGGUCCAUUACAAUAUUAUUAACUAAAUAUAAUUAAUCUCAGCUGUUCAUUGUCUGCCUGAUUAGACAAUUGAAUAUAGUGCGUUCCCCAUGAUCUCGCAUAUCUAUUAGUUAUACCCAAUUGGACAUCUUCAUUCUUCACAACACACACACACACAAAACAUAAAAAAAAAACAACUAUAAAACAAGUCUGCAAGUCUUAAACAAAGUAAAUACUUUAAAGACAAGCAAGAAGAAUAAAAUUAAAUUAAUAGCAUUUGCAGCCUUGUUAAGUUUACAUUAAAGGGUCACAAGUUCCGCUUCUCCUUGAGAAUCAGGAGAGCACAGAACUAUAUACUUCAACAAAUAUCAUAUAUAUGAAUUAUAUAAAACAUUUAUCACAUGAUUUAAAUAACACACUCACAUAGAAGGCACCACAACACAUUUGUCAACAUGAAUACAUCAACAAUUUGUCUUCAUUUAUAAACAAUAUACAAGAAGAGAAUAAAAACACAACUAAUAACACUUGAAA